CUCUAUCUCUUUUCUGAGUUUUCUGUCUCUUUCCUCUUUCAUUUCAUGAACUUUUUAAAUGAGAAUCAAGAAGUAUUUUCUCAAGGAAGUUUAAUCUUCGAUCAUCGUAAAAUAACUCAUUUAUUUCGUUAGUAUCAGACCCUAUAUCUCAUCAAAAUGCCGCCAAAAUUCGAUCCCUCCGAGGUAAAAUAUGUUUAUUUGAGAUGUGUUGGAGGAGAAGUAGGAGCUACUUCCUCUUUGGCCCCCAAAAUUGGUCCUCUGGGUUUGUCCCCCAAGAAAGUUGGUGAUGACAUUGCCAAAGGCACUGCUGAUUGGAAAGGGUUGAAAAUAACAGUUCAACUAAAAAUUCAGAACCGUCAAGCAACAAUUUCUGUUGUACCUUCAGCUGCUUCCCUCAUUAUAAAGGCACUCAAAGAACCUCCACGUGAUAGGAAGAAGCAGAAAAACAUUAAACACAAUGGAAACAUUUCUUUUGAUGAUAUUCUGAGUAUUGCUAGACAGAUGAGGCCUAGAUCAAUGGCCAAGAACUUAUCUGGGACUGUAAAGGAAGUCUUAGGAACUGCCCAAUCAGUAGGUUGUACCAUUGAUGGUAAAAAUGCACAUGACCUAAUAGAUGAAGUUAAAGAUGGUUCUCUUGAAGUGCCAGAAGAAUAAUUGAAUAAAUCUUUCUAAGGUCUGAGUAUUGUUUUAUUCUUAAUAAAAAAACAUUGAAUUAUUUUCUUUAAUAAAAUUGGAGUUCAAUUUUUACUUUAUGUAGGCGACCCGAUUUCCCAAUAAAAUGAAAUUUUGGAUAGGAUAUUUCUUGGCUAGAUUCUGGACUGAAUUUCUACUCUACAUUGCCACAGUUACGUCAGUUACACAAGGACUUUGAACUUU
Messenger RNA from Phaedon cochleariae (mustard beetle), 876 nucleotides. The record is from the annotation of a GenBank genome assembly. Lineage: Eukaryota; Metazoa; Arthropoda; Insecta; Coleoptera; Chrysomelidae.